This is a messenger RNA of Fusarium graminearum PH-1, 489 nucleotides long. RefSeq lists its product as uncharacterized. NCBI's taxonomy places the organism in Eukaryota, Fungi, Ascomycota, Sordariomycetes, Hypocreales, Nectriaceae. The record is from RefSeq and is a predicted model, not a curated record. The coding region runs from base 1 to 489 and encodes 162 amino acids. The transcript has 4 exons.
AUGGCCGGAACGAGUGUCGACGAAGCCCAAAACUAUUGUCUCAAGAGAAGGACGAGAGACGGCACUGCAUCUGCUCAGAAGCAACAAGAGGCUUUGAACAGAGUGAGUGAGUAUCCGAGGAGAGAAGAAGAAGAGACGAAAGUCGGCGUCGGUAAGAGGACGGCACAAAUGUGGAGGGAACGAGGAACCAAAAGAGGGAGGGAGAGGAAGAGAGAGAGGGAGAGAGGGACGAAUUUCGAUGUCGUUCAGGUCAGGGUUGAACUUCAAAAGAUCAGGGACCAAGGAACACAGGGGGCGUGUGAGGUGAGCCUCAGGCCGACAGCCAGGACAAGAAGAUUAGGUAGUAAUAUGAGUGGUAAUAGAGCCGGUCCAAUUCAGGCCAGACCAGUCCAGUCACGUAUUAUGUACGUAGAGGCGCCAGGGAGGGAGAGAGAAAAAAGGCCAGACGACCAGGUAGGGAAUGAGGUGGAGGAGGGUCGAAAUGACUGA